Paramacrobiotus metropolitanus is the source of this 638-nucleotide messenger RNA. RefSeq lists its product as uncharacterized. The transcript has 3 exons. Lineage: Eukaryota; Metazoa; Tardigrada; Eutardigrada; Parachela; Macrobiotidae. Bases 93 to 440 code for a protein of 115 amino acids. The record is from RefSeq and is a predicted model, not a curated record.
GUCGCGUUGCUUUCAUCAAAGACGAUCGCUUUUGGCCUUCUACGUUAAUUUUGCAACCUGGAAAUAUAUCUUGGGUAGUAAAUUAAACAGCCAUGUGUGUGCUAUGUGGCAUCCCGUCUCACGCUAACUGGGCAUUGGGUAAAGAGCUAUCGAGCCGGGCCAUGAACUUCAGUUUGCCGUUUCCGGAAGACUGCAGCGUUCCCGACGGCGCCGAAGAUAUUGUCGACGGGACAUGUAUGUCGUGGGAGGACAUUAGCCGGCUGUCGCUCAUCAUCCUAGUGCUGAUGGUGCUGGUGGGACUGCGCGUCUACCAACUGCGGAUGGAGCUCCGCCCGCAGCAUCCGACCAACGCCGACGUGGAUUGGCUGCGCGUAACGAACAAACCAGCAGUCUCCGGCAACGCCACGCCCUUCAAAGCCCUUGGACACCCGGGCAAGUGAAGGCCGAAAGGGACUCGCUGGCUGAUUAAACGACUGCACCAGUCUGCUGCCAGCAUUGCGUGCCUACUGCCUACGAUACACCGGCCGGCAUUCCAGGCCUGGAUGCGCUCAGCAUAUUGUGCCGGCUCUUCAUACUCUUGCUUGUACGGCCCAUGUUGCCGCAGACAGUGAAGUAUUAUAAUAAAUUUUUUUCCAUUC